Carassius auratus (goldfish) is the source of this 951-nucleotide messenger RNA. RefSeq lists its product as uncharacterized. The transcript has 10 exons. The record is from RefSeq and is a predicted model, not a curated record. Bases 21 to 920 code for a protein of 299 amino acids. NCBI's taxonomy places the organism in Eukaryota, Metazoa, Chordata, Actinopteri, Cypriniformes, Cyprinidae.
UUAAUCACCACCAAAGGGCCAUGGAGAAGCCAGAGCAGGCCCGUUUUGAGACUUUCCCCAGCUGUCAAGUUCCAUCAUUGUCAGCUCCAGAUGUUCCCGUGAGCUUCUCCCAGGCAGAUGAGCCACAAGAUCAUUGGGGUGAACACUCACCUGACAUUCAAGACCGCCAGCUGGAAACUUGGGAAGAACACCCAUCUAUCACUCAAGAGAACAAAUUCUCUGCCUUAAGACUCUCUCAAGACCAAAGACCAUCAACCACACAACAAGGAAGAAUGCAAACUGUUCCAGUGAGCUUGUCCAAUGAAAAUGAGCAAGAAGAUGCUUGGGGUGAACACCCAUCUAACUUUCAAGAGAACACAAUCUCUGAACAAAGAUCCUCAAGUACUCACCAGCCAAGAACAAAUAGUGCUUCUGGUGUGAGACGAUGGAGCUGCAUCACUAAUCAAUGUACACCUGUUGAGAGGACAAUUCUGGAGGCACUUAAUGAACUGGACAUGAAGAUCAAUCAUCUGACUUCAGUGGUCCAGUCCCUUGCAGCAAACAACCGUUCCAGUGCUCCAGUGGUGGACAGCGAGGAUGAUGUCUUCCCUCUCACAACCAUGGAGGAACUAGACAAACUGGAAAGAAAAUUAUCAGAGAAAGCAAUGAUGCAAAAGAUGGUGAACAGGUUAUCCAUCAGUGGAGGACACACACUGAAGAAAACAAUAUGGAGAAUAUGCUCCAAGGUGUUUGGUCCUGUAGCCAAACAGCUAAACUGGUGUGGUAGGGGAGAAAAGCGAGGGAUCAGGAAAACAAACAUAGGAGCACUCCUAAUAGGAGCAGCUAUGAAGAAUCCCGUGCUUCCGUCGCCAACUGAAGCAGAGGCUGAAAAACACAUUAAGGAUUAUCUCCGCUUGGCCCCAGGGAGAAUGCCUUGUUAGUCAACUUGAUUUUUUGUUGUUUGUUUGGUUG